This is a messenger RNA of Kuraishia capsulata CBS 1993, 1734 nucleotides long. RefSeq lists its product as uncharacterized. Gene Ontology annotation, biological process: transmembrane transport. Gene Ontology annotation, cellular component: membrane. The transcript has a single exon. Bases 1 to 1734 code for a protein of 577 amino acids. NCBI's taxonomy places the organism in Eukaryota, Fungi, Ascomycota, Pichiomycetes, Pichiales, Pichiaceae. Gene Ontology annotation, molecular function: transmembrane transporter activity. The record is from RefSeq and is a predicted model, not a curated record.
AUGCCACUUCCGACUUUCAGAUUCCCCAGACGCUCAAAAUCUGUCUCAGCACCAAUCAAAUGGAUACCUCACUACAGGUCUGUUGAUGAAGAAGAAAUUAAAGAGGAAGUGCUGAGUACCUCGGGCCUCGAGACAAAAGAAGAGCCCGUGGUUGUUCGCGAAUUUAGAGACGAGGCCAACAAGUCGUGGUGGGCAUACUUUGACGAGUAUGAGUACAGAGAAACCAAGGAAGAGGCCAAGAGCCAUCGGUUCUGGUAUUGGUUCGAACCAGGUACUUCCGCAGCAGAGAAAAAGUUGAUUUGCAAGCUGGAUUUUAUUUUGGCGUUUUAUGCCUUCAUGGGAUACUGGAUCAAGUUCAUUGAUACCGCCAAUUUGAACAACGCAUAUGUCUCUGGAAUGAAGGAAGAUCUUGGUAUGAAGGGUAACGAUUUGAUCAACACCCAAGUCUUAUUCACGGUGGGUCAGAUCAUCUUUGAGUUGCCUUGGAUUUAUUUAAUGCCUCGUGUUUCUGUCACUUAUGCCGUCUUUGGGUGUGAGAUGAUUUGGUCUCUUUUCACCCUGGUGAUAUACAGAGCUGAGAGUCCAGCAGCCCUGAAAGGUUUCAGAUUCGUGGUUGGUUCAGCUGAGGCGAUUUUCUUUCCAGCCGUUCAUUAUAUGUUAAGUUCAUGGUACAAACCUACUGAGAUCAGUAGAAGAGGAGGUUUCUUUUACAUGGGUCAGUUUUUGGGUGUUCUUACCUCGGGUCUCCUUCAGUCUGCUGCCUUCAGAAAUUUGAACGGAGUCAACGGGCUUCCUGGCUGGAAGUGGAUGUUCAUUAUUGACGGGUGUAUCUCGUUUGGAGUUGCUCUUCUUGGAUUGGUUCUUAUUCCUGGUACUCCCACCAAAUGCUACUCGCUUUGGUUGACUGAUGAUGAGAUCAGAUUGGCCAGGAAGAGAAUGGAGGAAAACCACUCUAACUUGUCCAAGGUCACAAACAAAAGUUUCUUGGAUCUCAAGACCUGGAAGAGAAUCCUCACCUCAUGGCACGUAUAUCUCUUUUCGGUUGCCAACAUCUUUUUCUUCAACGUCAACAACACCUCGUCAGGUUCGUUUUCACUUUGGCUGAAAUCUCUAGACAGAUACUCCACUGGAAAGUUAAACAACCUGAGUACCCUCCCACCAGCCCUGGGAAUAAUCUGGAUUUUUAUUUCGUGUUGGGGAGCUGAUUUCACUAGAAAACGGUUCUUCAUGAUGGUGUUUGCCAACACUCUCAACUUCAUUGCCAACGUGGUUCUGGCAGUGUGGGAUGUGAGCGAGAAAGCAAAAUGGUUUGGAUUCUGUAUGUCGUACUGGUCGUGGGCUCCGUCUUCUAUUCUCUAUCCUCUCAUUCACGAUAUGCUGAGACACGAGGUCAACCAGCGGAACAUUGAAUGGAUGAUAAUUUACGUCAUGGGGCUUCAAUCGUCAGCUUGGAUUUCCAGACUUAUCUUCCCAACUGUGGACUCUCCUUCUUUCCCCAAGGGUUUCUCCACCUGUGCUGCCUUUUCUAUGGCUUUCUCGUUCACUCUGGCUCUAGCCUAUGUUUUAUACAAACGUGACGAGAAAAAGAGAGCUAUGGAAUACGGUAUCUAUGUCUAUAACUCUGCCAAGGGAGAAACCAUUCCACCUGAGCUUGAAAAGAGUCACCGUGAGUCCAUUGAAUCCACCCAGAUUGCUGGUUUGGAUAGCUCGAAGGAGGCGAGUUUGAAAGAAUGA